AUGCUGCGUUUGGGAACGAAGACGGAGACCCGUUCUAGGCGAGUUAACGAGCGUCCAGGGGCUUUACGUUUUAAUGGUUGUCGUCAUCGAGUAUUCCAAGACUACGACGGUAAGCUUCUUGUUUCCGCACUAACCGAUAAGGAAAUCGACGGGUGGGAUUUGCGACAGAAAAUCACGGAUUUGUUCUACGAGGACAUGGUACCCAGUCCGAAGGUCGUGGAGUCUAUCUUGGAAGCUUGUCGUCGGGUCAACGAUUAUGCCUUGACCAUCAGAUCCGCUCAAUUGCUCGCAGGUCCCCGAAAUGCAAAAUUACCAACAGCAGUAGCUCAUAAGGUUCUGAUGCUGCCAUUCGAAGAACAAAGGCGUAAUUGCACUGGACAUGCUGCUGAGCACUUGACUGAGGAAUCCGUGGGACGUUUGGAGCAAAAGUUCAUCAAUUAUUUCAGCGAUAAGGAAAUCGACGGGUGGGAUUUGCGACAGAAAAUCACGGAUUUGUUCUACGAGGACAUGGUACCCAGUCCGAAGGUCGUGGAGUCUAUCUUGGAAGCUUGUCGUCGGGUCAACGAUUAUGCCUUGACCAUCAGAUUUCUGGAGGCACUUCACGCCAAGACUGGCCAAGAUGAGGCGAUUUUUGAAUGGCUGAUGGCUCAAGUUAAGCCGACUAUGGAUAAGCUAGGGAUUAGCACACUGAAGCAGUUGGGAUAUGACAAACCAGAGCUGUGGAUGGAGGAUAACGACGAUCUAUGAAAACACCUCUUAAACGCAAUUAAUCACCCAAUUUUUCAUCAUGCCAAUAAUUUUUUGUCAAUGUUUGAAUUGUGCGACAAUAAAGGAAGGGCUUAUCCAUUUA
Notodromas monacha is the source of this 850-nucleotide messenger RNA. The record is from the annotation of a GenBank genome assembly. NCBI's taxonomy places the organism in Eukaryota, Metazoa, Arthropoda, Ostracoda, Podocopida, Cyprididae.